AUGAGAUUAAAAACGUUUUUUUUUAGCAUAGGUUUAUUUUUAUUAAUAAAUUUUUUUUGUAUUAAAAAAUCAAUAGCAUAUAUAUUAAAUGUAAAUGUAGUUGAUAAAGAUGACUUAUUUAUUUUUUUAUAUAAAAAUGAGCAGCUGUUAGCUGCAAGCUAUUACAACUUCAAACCCUCCUAUUUCUUUUCUGUUGACGAAGGUGAAAUCAACAUCGACAUGAACAUAUCUUUUAAGGGAAAUACAACGACAAAAAAGAAAAACAACAAUCAAGAGAUAUUAGCCAAAGCAAACAAGAAUUCAAUUUCCCUUUUAAAUCAUUUCAAUGUAGAUAAGGAAUAUUUUAGCAAAAAGAGAAAUGCUAUAGAUAGUGAAAACUAUGGAUAUAUAAAUGAUAACGAAAUAAAAGAAAAUGAAAUAACGCCUAUUGUUUCAAAUGAAUUAAAUAACAACACAACAAUAAAUGAAAAGUCUAGUAAUAUAUUUUUAGUUCUUAUGACUGCUGACCAAUGGUUAAAUUAUAUUCGACUUAAAAAUAAAUUAGAGCCAUCAAUAAAAAAUGAUGAUAAUUAUAUUUUUACUUCACAUUUUAAUAGUAUAAAAAGAUAUCCAAUAAAUCGAGGAACAAUAAAAAAAAAAAUAAAAAUAACACAAAAAAAUAGAUAUAUGUUAUUUUUAAUUAAUAGUAAUAAAUUGAUUAUUAAUAUGAAAGGAAAUAUUGUUUUUUAUGAUUAUAAAACAAAACACUUAUCACACGAUUUUAUUUUUAUCCCUAACGUACUUUAUUGUGCGAUUUAUAUAUUAUUAAUAACCAUUGCAAUACUGAUACCAUUUUUUAUUAAAUAUAGACAAAAAUUAGAUUUAUUUAUGAUACUUAAUAUGCUAUUCUUUUUGCUUUCGACUUAUUAUAAUUAUAAAAAUGUGAAUUUUAUACAAGACACUGGAUAUAUGUAUAUGUAUUUCUGGGUGGCAGCAAAUAUUUUAAAAAAAAUUCAAGACAUCAUUUCAUUUAUUAUAUAUUUACAAGUAUCACUAGGUGAUAUAUAUGUAAGGACCCAUUUGAGCAGAAUAGAGAUACAAUUCAUGAUAUGCUAUUCGGUUAUUUCGUUUUACACUGGAAUAUUUGAAUUAUUUUUAGGAAAUUUUCAGACACCUCGAUAUAUUCUGCAAACCUUCGCUUAUUUAUUUAUUUUUAUUGCCAUCAACUUUACGUCAACAUUUCUUUCAGCCCGCUUAUCCGAAGAAGGUUUAUCUUUCAAUGUCGCUGAAUUAUAUACAAAGCAUGAAAUUUACAGGAAAUAUCGCAUAAUAUUUUUUGUAGUGAUAUUAAAACCCAUUUUCCUAAUUAUUUACAAAGUUUUAUGUUUAUCUCCUUCAAAUAUUGACUUGUACAGUCCUCAUGAAUUUUUAUACGUUUUUUUUGACAUAGUUUUUGAUAUUGUUUUAUAUGUUUUGCUUUUCGCCUUAUUUAGGGCAGUUAAACCCUUAAAAAUAUUGAAGCAUAUUUUAAGUAAUGAAGAUUUUCACAUUAACUAA
Molecule: messenger RNA, 1536 nt
Organism: Plasmodium vinckei vinckei
Lineage: Eukaryota; Apicomplexa; Aconoidasida; Haemosporida; Plasmodiidae
Product: conserved Plasmodium protein, unknown function
Exons: 9
Coding region: 1-1536 (511 amino acids)
Biological process (GO): transport
Cellular component (GO): membrane; Golgi apparatus
Source: RefSeq, a predicted model, not a curated record